This is a messenger RNA of Topomyia yanbarensis, 2223 nucleotides long. RefSeq lists its product as uncharacterized. Lineage: Eukaryota; Metazoa; Arthropoda; Insecta; Diptera; Culicidae. Bases 130 to 2094 code for a protein of 654 amino acids. The record is from RefSeq and is a predicted model, not a curated record. Gene Ontology annotation, molecular function: sequence-specific DNA binding. The transcript has 4 exons.
CCCAAGGGUUGGGUAUCGGAACAUACAACUGUCAAAAACUACAGACGAAAAUUUAUCGGAUUGGCAUCAUUACAACUCUGUGAAAAAUAUAAACUAUUUCAAAUAACAGCUUAAAACGCGAUUAAUAUAAUGGUAUUAGUACGUUGUGCGUUUGAUAAUUGUGGAAGCAAACGAACAAAGCAUAGAAAAUCGAUUUCCUUCUUCAGGUUCCCCAGAGAAGCGCGGCUGCUGAAAAAAUGGCUAGAUUUCUUCAACGAGCACAAUCCAACAAAAUUGGACAGGAAAACAUUGCUCGCGAAUAACGCGAAACUUUGCCAUCUGCACUUUAAGCGGGACCAGGUACUGGUUAAAUCAAACAGUGACCGCGCCAUAGUGCGCGAUCAGGUGCCCUGUUGCCCGCCCGGGGUCAUCGACCAAGGACACGCCAAAAAAGCACUCAAACCCAAAGAGAAAACCAUAAAAAAUCAGAAAACAGGGACUCAAGUAAAACAAUACAAACUAUCAGCAGUGGACCCUAUUACCGAGGAAAAAACAUCUGAAUCGAAUCCUCCACUGUAUCACUCUAUUUCCGGCUAUAUGGUUGAUCUGCGAAUCGCAGCUCAACAGGAGACGUUUCGUUUACCGAACGGGAAGCUGAUCCAGGUACGAAGACAACCGAAAAGAUCACCCUCAGAGUCCCCAUCCAAAACGCCACCAGAAAUUCAAAAUGCGGAGUCAGCCGAUACUAUAGACCUAACGCCAGAAACGGAAUCAACACCUGCAACAGAAGAAGCACUAGUCGAAACUCAAGCCACAGAAGAAGCUGAAGUCCCACUAGCUCUGAGCCACGCAAAACUACUAGAUCCUGCUCAUGUAACUCAUGCGUCAAAAACAUAUACCAACAAACGAGCAAGCAGUCAACGGUCACCGCCGAAAGGAAAGACUCGUCCAGUACCUCGUUUUGCCAAUCAACCAAGGUCGACUUCAAAACAAAUAACAAGCACCCUGUCCAAUGAGUCACAAUCAGCACCAACAUCACAACCCUGUACAUCACCAGCUUCAUUCACAAGUGUCCCACAAAUCACACGACCAAGGUCGACCGCACAAAUUGCUCCCCCCGUGCUUACCUCUCUCCAAAAUCUGUUUCAAAAGCAACACGAAAAUAGUACUUUUGGCAACUUCCAGAAACAGUUCGAAAAUCAACUAAUCUCCGCAGCUGAAAUUUCUCUCCAUGUAGUUUCCAAAGUGAACAAUCUUCUCAACUCGAAUCCGUUCAAGAAUGCCGCGAACGAGCGGGAUCUGAAAGAGCUGUACAUCACUGUAUCCUAUAUUUUGAAAUACGCCACAGACCGGUUCAAUGGUUUGGAAGAAAGCAUCGCAAACGACAUCAAAAGUAUGGGCUUCACCGACCAAUGCGAUCUAGGUCCGGUGUUGGAAAGUCAAACUAGGGAAGAGGCAAGCAAGACCAACGCGGAAGAUAACCCAAAAGCUCACGAUGAUGAUGACUGCGCUAUCAUCGAACAGCGAACCGAUUUGAUUGAGAUUCUCUCAGACGAAGAAGGCGAUGAAGAUCUUGUGGAGAAUGAACCUGUAUCUUCAAAAAAAAGUUGCACUGUUAAACCUCCGAUUACCGCAGCUCGGUCUCGCGGUGUUCGAAUAUGUUCCGAUACAGAAAGCGUAGCAGAUAAUGUAAGUGAUAAUGAGCCAGAACAAGUCUCCACCGCAGGCAGAACAGACGGACAAGCAAGCGGCCUGGAGCUAACAGCAAAUGAAGAUGAAUCCGAUCGGCAAACCGCGGACGAAUCAGACGUAAUAGAACUUGUCGUGAAGCACGAAAUUCGCAAAACCACGACAAAUCUUGUGGAAAGUUACUACUUUGAAGAAGAAGCAGAAACGGAAAAAAGGGAAGAUGAAGUAGUAGCAAUGGAUAUACAGGAUGAAUCGCACAGUGGCAGCGAGAACCAAGAAUGCGAACAGAGCGAAGUAUGUGAAGAAGAAACAGAGGAACUGAUUGAAAUCAUCGAAGGCGACGUGGACUUGGAUUUUGAUGAUGGCAACGAGUAUAAAGUGGUGGAUAUUAUCGACGGCGAUUUUUACCUUAUAUCGCAUGACUGAUCUGCAUCUUUUGUUGGGAUUUUCCUGAAUUGUACAAAGUUGAUGUAAGUUUUGGUUAAAAACAAAUCUAAAUUAGUUUUACGAAAAGCUAUGUGAAAUCAAUAUAUUGCGCUAAUGUUCACUGAAUAA